UCUUCACGUGUCUCGGUGUGUUUACCUGCGGAGGACCGAGCACCGGUGAGUCCAGAGGCUCCGUUGAGACCAGAACCCGGGUCAGCACGGCUCGGCUCGGAUAGACAAACGUUCUGGUCUGUUUUCAUACGGGUCCCUGCUGCGGCUAGCUGGAACAUGUCUAGAGAGGUUACCCAUGAGGUGGAGCAGACCCAGUCCACCCAGUCCCUGUCCCAGGGACUUUCUACCCUGUCCCCCACCCAUGCUAAGACCCAGUCUAAGUCCCAGCAUGGCUCUAGCUCCUCCAGCGGUCCCACCUCGUCCAGCGGCUCAGGGACGCUGAGCAGCGUGGACACCAUCCCCGUCACCCUGUCCUCUGUCCCCGAGGAGCCUGAACCCCAGCCCUGGGGCCGGCUGCUGCCCAUGGCCCCGGGCUUCAGGAGCCACGACUGCUUCGAGGACCAGUACCUGUUUGGACGCAGCUUCAACUGUAACUACGUUCUGAACGAUCCGGACGACACAGAAUCUAAAAAGUUCCGGAUCUACAGCAAGAGACACUUCAGGAUCUACAGGGAGGGCAGUGAGGUGUUUGUGGUGGACCUCAGCAACAACGGGACGUUUGUGGACGGUAAUCGGAUCGGGCAAGACAAGAAGCUUCCUCUGGUCAACAACGCCGUGAUCGCCCUGGCUGAGCCACGAAACAAAGUCUUCGUCUUCAUCGAUCUGAUGUCAGACGAUCAGUCCAGUUUACCGAAAGGGCUUCAGGAGAAAUAUCUGCUGACCCGGCGCAUCGGCACGGGAGUGUGUGGAGAAGUUAAACUGGCCUUCGAAAGGUCGUCCUGCAGGAAGUUUGCUGUGAAAAUAAUCAACAAAAAGAACUUCCAGUCUGAAGGGACGGCGACACGAAAUGCUCAGACGGAGAUCGAGAUCCUGCAGAGAGUCGACCACCCUUGUCUCAUAAAGACGGAGGACUUCUAUCAGACAGAGGACAGUUAUUACAUCGUGUUGGAGCUGAUGGAGGGGGGGGAGUUGUUCCAGAGAGUGAAGUCUAAGCAGCAGCUCACUGAGUCCAUCACCAAACUGUAUUUCUAUCAGAUGCUGCGAGCCGUCAAGUAUCUCCACAGUAAGGGGAUCAUACACAGAGACCUGAAACCGGAGAACAUCCUGCUGUCCUCUCAGGAAGACGUCUGUCUCAUCAAGGUGACGGACUUCAACCAGUCCAGGAUCCUUGAGGAGAGCCUGCUGAUGAGGACCCUGUGUGGGACCCCCUCCUACCUGGCUCCAGAGGUCUUCACCCAGGCGUCCACCACGGGCUACAGCCUGGCGGUGGACGCAUGGAGCCUUGGGGUGCUGCUGUUUGUCUGUCUGUGUGGGUACCCUCCGUUUCAUGAAAGUUUUGGUCGUCAGUCGAUCUCAGAGCAGAUCAUCAGAGGAGAGUUCACCAUGGUGCCGUCCAAGUGGAGAAACGUCUCCGCCCAGGCUAAGGACAUGGUGCGCAGGCUCCUGGUGGUGGACCCCUCUGACAGGCUGUCUAUAGAGGGGGCUCUGCAACACCCCUGGCUGCAGUGUUGUGGUGUUUCCUGUGCUCAGGAUGAUGAGAUGCAGCAGACGGCUCACACACUGAUGUUCCCCUCUGAUGCUGCUGCCAUGCAGGAGGCGGAGUCAGCGCCCGGCAGGAAGCGGAGGCGUGAAGAAGAUAAAGAGGAAGUUCCUUCAGGAAAAAGGGGCCAAGCCCCGCCCCCUGCAGGGGACCAACUGUAAAUAAAGUUAUUGUAGGUUUUCUA
Eleginops maclovinus (Patagonian blennie) is the source of this 1763-nucleotide messenger RNA. RefSeq names its product checkpoint kinase 2 (gene chek2). The transcript is spliced from 15 exons. Lineage: Eukaryota; Metazoa; Chordata; Actinopteri; Perciformes; Eleginopidae. Gene Ontology annotation, cellular component: nucleus; cytoplasm. Gene Ontology annotation, molecular function: protein serine/threonine kinase activity; ATP binding; protein binding. The coding region runs from base 157 to 1740 and encodes 527 amino acids. The record is from RefSeq and is a predicted model, not a curated record. Gene Ontology annotation, biological process: mitotic DNA damage checkpoint signaling; protein phosphorylation.